GGGGCUGGGCCAGGGGGAAAAGGAAGAGGGACGCAGACCCAGAUGGAGCGGGCAUGUUAGUAAUAACUCUGGGUGAUAAACCAUGCUUGUGGCAGAAAACUGAAGCCUGCCCCCCCCCAAGUUCUCUCUCCUGGGGCACAUGUGGAGUGAUGAAUUGGGGGAAAUGCUUUAAUCUCUCAUGUGUGGAAGUCCCAGCACAAACCAGGCUUUUGCUUCCCCUCUCUGGGGCCCUUUCUGAGAAACAAAGCUUGGGGGUGCUGACCUCUGGCCUCUGAGCUCUUGUCCUAAGAGUGGCUGUUCAGGGCACCGCCUCUAAGGUGACCUCUCUGAGCCUGGGCCUGCUGACUCAGAGCCAGCCCUGAGCUGGGCAGGACCCUAGAGAUCCUCCCAGAGCCUGUCCCAUGAGCGCUCAGCGGCUACACCUGCUCCAGAGACAUCUCUGCCCCACAGAGAGCCAAGACAUGGAGGUGGUGAACAGCCCACUGACCACACAUGUAUUGGACACUGCCUCUGGCCUGCCAGCCCGGGGCCUCUGCCUUCGCCUCUUCAGGCUAGAAGACUGUGACCAACGAUGGACUGAGCUGAGGAAAAGCUAUACCAACACUGACGGCCGCUGCCCAGGGCUUCUAACUCCUGAACAAAUGAAAGCCGGCACCUACAAGCUGUUCUUUGACACGGAAGGUUACUGGAAAAAGAUGGGACAAACCAGUUUCUACCCAUAUGUGGAGGUCGUUUUCACCAUCACAAACGAGGCCCAAAAGUUCCACGUGCCCCUGCUGUUGAGUCCAUUCUCCUACACCACCUACAGAGGAAGCUAGACAGCCAAGAACCAGAAAGACAAGUGAGCUGGCCCAACCGCCCCACCUCACUGCCAGCCUGCCAGCCCCCCAGCCCUUUCUGUCCAGCAUCCUAACUCUCACUUUCUACAAGAGCCACACAGCUCCUUCCCAUCUGGUAGCUCCCCAACAAGCUGUGAUCACGUGGCUGAAAAGAUCAAUAAAUUCUGUGCUGAUGUCUCGGCA
Messenger RNA from Trichosurus vulpecula (common brushtail), 1022 nucleotides. Its product is annotated as 5-hydroxyisourate hydrolase-like. Gene Ontology annotation, biological process: purine nucleobase metabolic process. NCBI's taxonomy places the organism in Eukaryota, Metazoa, Chordata, Mammalia, Diprotodontia, Phalangeridae. The transcript is spliced from 4 exons. Gene Ontology annotation, molecular function: hydroxyisourate hydrolase activity. The coding region runs from base 402 to 818 and encodes 138 amino acids. The record is from RefSeq and is a predicted model, not a curated record.